Molecule: messenger RNA, 1900 nt
Organism: Cheilinus undulatus (humphead wrasse)
Lineage: Eukaryota; Metazoa; Chordata; Actinopteri; Labriformes; Labridae
Gene: gtpbp6
Product: GTP binding protein 6 (putative)
Exons: 10
Coding region: 142-1731 (529 amino acids)
Cellular component (GO): cytoplasm
Molecular function (GO): GTP binding; ribosome binding
Source: RefSeq, a predicted model, not a curated record
AGAAGACAAAAACGUAAACAGUGCUGCAGUGUGACCUAGCGGCUCGCUUUUAGCAUUAGCAGCGUGAUAUUAAGUUAGUUUAUUCCUUGUCUGUUUAGCUGUAGACACAAUGAGCCAUAUGGUGGAGCCCCUCGAAACAAUAUGGCGUCAUUGAGGAGGAUUCAGUUACUCCUCCAAAGGUCGUGCACGUGGAGCUGUCACACACCCACAGCCUGCAGACUCCUCAGUGUAACUCAGCUUAAAGCUGCAGCUAACACCCAGCAGAAACAUCGACUGUUUCCUCUGCACUUCAGGUCGUUUUCUCUAUCUGUGCUUAGACUGAAGAGCUCGGAUGACUCCAGCAGCGGUCAGCACUCAGGACUCACUGUAGAGGAGGAGGAGGAUGAAGAUUUCCUGGAUGACAGUGAGGUGGAGGAGCUCUUUCAUCAGCAGAUACCUGAAGGCAUCGGAGAGGGUCAGCACAGGGUCUUCAUCGUUCACCCUGAUGUGAAGUGGGGGAGCAGGAAGCAGCAUCUGACCACAGCUGAGCUGAUGAUGGCGGAGGCUGUCGGUCUGAUCAACACUUUAGACAACUGGAAGGUGGUGGACAAGAUCAUCCUGUCCACAAAAACACCAGAGAAGAAGAGGAUCUUUGGCAAAGGAAACUUCCAGUCUCUAACAGAGAAAAUCAGACAAACAGCAGGAGUCUCUGCUGUGUUUGUGAAUGUUGAGCGUCUGUCUCCUUUGUCAGAGAGGGAGCUUGAGGAGGCCUGGGGGGUCAAAGUCUUUGAUAGAUACUCAGUGGUUCUACACAUCUUCCGCUGCAACGCCAGGACUAAAGAAGCCAAGUUACAGAUCUCUCUGGCAGAGAUUCCUCUCUUACGGUCUCGUCUAAAAAACGACAUAGCAAACUUGGACCAGCAGGGCGGAGGCGCGAGGUACAUUGGAGGUUCAGGUGAGACUCUCCUGGAGGUGCAGCAGCGACUGCUUAAAGAACGAGAGAUGAAGAUUCGCUCAGCGCUGGAAAAACUGCGGAAGAAGAGGCACCUGUUGCGCUCUCAGCGCAAACACCGAGAGUUCCCCAUUGUGUCUGUAUUAGGAUAUACAAACUGUGGAAAAACAACUCUGAUCAAAGCUCUGACAGGAGACAGCGUCCUCCAGCCCAGAAACCAGCUCUUCGCCACGCUGGACGUUACUGUCCAUGCCGGCCAGCUGCCCAGUCGUUUGACGGUUCUGUAUGUGGACACCAUCGGUUUCCUGUCCCAGCUGCCCCACCAGCUCAUCGACUCCUUCUCUGCCACCCUUGAGGAUAUCAAACACUCAGAUUUGCUUGUCCAUGUCAGAGACAUCAGUCACCCAGAGACGGUGAAUCAGAAGGUGAACGUGCUGAACAUCCUGAAGAACCUGCAGAUCCCAGAGAGGCUGAUGAGCUCCAUGAUAGAAGUUCACAAUAAAACAGACCUCAUCGACAACUAUCAGCCAUCAGAGCCCGAUGCAUUACCCAUUUCUGCCAUAGAGGAACGAGGCCUUGAUGAGCUGAAGAAAGUCGUGGAAGAACAGAUCGUAAACUCAACUGGAAAACACGUUUUAGAUCUCAGAGUCGACCUCAGCAGCCCCCAGUUAAGCUGGCUGUACAAAGAAGCCACGGUUCAGGACAUGCAGGUGGACGCAAACGAUGGCUCGGCUGUUGUCAGAGUCAUCAUCAGCCAUGCUGCUUACGGACGCUACCAGAAACUGUUCACAGGAAGGUAGUGGAGAGGAGAGCCAUCCUACCUGCUGCAAACUGUACCACAACUAUAUUUAAGAUUGUGUUUUAACUGCAACAGAGUAAUGCUUAGUUAAGAUAAACAACAUAUAGACUGCACUUUAUUGCUGAUACAAAAAUACAGAAUGUUUUUGUUAAUAAAAAGAAAAAGCAAUC